This is a messenger RNA of Lagopus muta (rock ptarmigan), 1627 nucleotides long. RefSeq names its product translocase of inner mitochondrial membrane domain containing 1 (gene TIMMDC1). Lineage: Eukaryota; Metazoa; Chordata; Aves; Galliformes; Phasianidae. The transcript has 7 exons. The coding region runs from base 62 to 760 and encodes 232 amino acids. Gene Ontology annotation, cellular component: mitochondrion. The record is from RefSeq and is a predicted model, not a curated record.
CCGCCCCGCCGUGGAGCUGGGGGCGCUGCGGUGCUCGCUCAGCGCCGCCGCCGGGAGGGCCAUGGCGGAGGGGCUGGGAGCAGGGCGGACCUUCAGCCGCCCCACGCCGCCGCCGCAGACGGGCUGGGAGCGGCUCAGCGAGCUGUGGCGGCGAGACGAGCAGCAGCGGUAUCCGGAGGAGACGGUGAACAUCAUCAAGUCGGCGUUCACCGGGGGCCUGGUCGGCUGGCUGUACGGCGGCCUGCCCGCCUUCCGCCAGGCGCGGACGGCCUUCAUCGAGGGCAGCCAGGGAGAGGUGUUCCAGAACCGCGCCGAUGCGGUGCAAUCUGCACACCGUGCUGGGCUCAGGAGCUUCAUCCGCUAUGGCUGGCGCUGGAGCUGGAGGGUGGCCACCUUCGUGACCAUAUUCAACAUGGUGAGCACCGGUCUGUCCGUGUACCGCGAUAAAACCACCAUCAGUAAUUUUGCUUCAGCAGGAGCCUUCACAGGAGCUCUCUUCAGAAUGCACUUGGGCCUGUCUGGGCUGGCAGGCGGCUUCCUCUUCGGAACAGCCUUUGGGAUCCCUGCAGGGGGCCUCAUAAUGGUUGCACAGAAACUUGCUGGUGAGACAUUGCAGGAGAAGCGAAAUCGUGAGCGCAGGGAGCAGUAUGAACAGAAAUUAGCAGAAUGGCAAUCCAGGCUUAGUGUGACUGAAGACUUGGGCAAAAUGGACAGCGAUGCCCAGGAGCAAUCACAGACAGAAAAUAGCAGGAGAAUCUAGGAGCUGCUGAGUCGCCCUCAGAUCUCUGUUGUAAGCAGCUACAAAGUACUUUGAUUCUAUUCUAAGUCUUUGUCCAAAGACAUAAUGGAAGUCUUCUGUGAAUGCAGUUGUAUCCUUCAUACUUCUGAAAAACCAGUUUGCUGGAAAUGUUUUUUUGUGGAUGCGUAUCGCUUCUCAAGGGCUUGGAAGGGCCAAACCUGUUCCACUUCACAAGGUGGAUGGGUAGGCUCUACAGGCUAGCAAGUGUCAGCUAGGAUGAAGGCAGCCACAGAGCCUCUGCUAGAACCCAUUUGCUGCUGGAAAUGUCCAAGCUGUUGGUGAUGUAGAAUAGCAGAAGGAGCCUGCUAUUGCUGAAGGGAGCCUGAUUCUGAAAGCUAAUUUAUUUUGGUGAAAGCUGCUCUUCUGACAGUGCCUGAAGCCCCUGCUGUUGAAGCACAAUAUAGGUUGCACCAGUGAGAGUGUUCCUCCUCUUGCCAACCCUCUCCCACACCUUGACUUUGCCUGCCUGGGAUCGGUUUGUUUUUGCUGAUGGUGGUUUAUUCAUGUUUUUUACAGAAAAACACAUUUGUUUCUUGCAGUGCUUAGGGUAUUUCACAAUCAGAUUUGAGGAAGGGUGGAGGAGAUUGGAGUGGCAUGGAAAUACCCUGUAGAAGACAUGUUUUGGGUUCUUCAGUAGAAGUGUGGCUGAGGGGGUCAACGGAAAGGAUGACCUUUUCUGAUGGUAAUGGUGGAAGCAUUGGCUCAGUGGACAGAUUUAACAGCAAUAAAAAAUGCUCAAAUUUCACAUGAAGGUUGAAAAUUAGAGGAUUACCUCAGGGGGGGGAAAUGCAGUUCAUGACAUUCAAUAAAGCCAUCUGGCAGUGGUGA